UUUUGUUUUAACCUUAAAAUGUAAAUAAUCUAAUGAAAAGGGUUCUGACUUGCCAAACUUGUAAAUAAUAGACUAAUCUACGGGAUAAAAUUAUGUGUUUAGUGCUGAGAUCCUAGCUGGCUAGUAAUACUCUACCGAAAAUCCAAAGCGAGUUAAAUAUAUCAAUCCCUGACGAAAAUGGAUAUUCUAAACGAAUCUGUGGGCCUCGGCGUGGAUUUAAUUAUUUUGGGCCUCUGCGUGCGUGAAUAUAUGCACAACAAGAAGGUGGCACGACUUUUGAAGACCGCGCCGCAAUACAGCAUCGAUGGAGAUCUUAGAUCCAUUGUGGAACGUAAACAGAACAAAAGCAUACCAUAUGCGGUGAUCCGAGGCACUGUUACGCCCAUUGGCGUGCCCCUGCGGAGCACGCUGGUUCCCAGUGUCAGCGGUGUGCUGCAGAUUGUGAAGUUGCAUGAGCACCGGGUGGCCCGGGGCUUUGCCGGCUUCUGGAUGGAGCAGCGAAAGCUGCUGCACACGUCUGCCAACGAGAUGCCCUUUGAGUUGCGAAAUCAGAAGCAUGCCGUCGAGAUUGUGGACGCCCUGAACGCAUCUGUUCUUGAUGUGGACGUUGUCUACGACAGUUACGAGCCAUCUACACUCUCGGCCUUUGACCACAUCUUUGGAUUCUUCAGUGGCGUGCGACAGAAAGGCCUCCAGACCACGGAGGAAGUUCUUCGCGAGGGCAGCUUCCUGACGGCCAUCGGAAAGCUGGAGCUGGAGGGAGACUCAUUGCGUAUGCAGCCGUCACAGGAAGGAGGACUAUUUCUGACCACCGCCACUAAAUCCGCGCUUGUAAAGCGGUUCGAGGACGCCAAAUGGACAUCGAUAUUAAAGAUAACUUUUUGCGGCGCCAUAUCAGCUAUCCUGAUCGGCCUCAUAGCGAAAAAGUUAUAUCGGAAGAGAAAACAGCAGCAGGAGGAGGCGAGAAUACACAACCGCCUGGAAACAGAGCGACGCGAACGCCGUGCCCGCAGUCGUCCGCUGGCACUAUCCGAGGAUCAGCUAUGCGUCGUCUGCGUAACAAAUCCCAAAGAGAUAAUUUUACUGCCCUGUGGCCAUGUGUGUCUGUGCGAGGACUGCUCCCCACACAUUGCCAGCCAGUGCCCUGUGUGUCGGGGCAAAAUCGUUUCCAGAUCCGCUGCGUUCAUCGCUUAGACCCCGUAGCCUACAGCCAAAAGAAAUCACGUGUACCUAUGCCAUGUAUAGCAUAUUGUAUGUUACAAAUUAUUAUAGUGUUGACAAAAUUUAAA
Messenger RNA from Drosophila obscura, 1289 nucleotides. RefSeq names its product mitochondrial E3 ubiquitin protein ligase 1 (gene Mul1). The transcript is spliced from 4 exons. The coding region runs from base 178 to 1194 and encodes 338 amino acids. Gene Ontology annotation, molecular function: ubiquitin-protein transferase activity. Lineage: Eukaryota; Metazoa; Arthropoda; Insecta; Diptera; Drosophilidae. Gene Ontology annotation, biological process: organelle organization; protein ubiquitination. The record is from RefSeq and is a predicted model, not a curated record.